AUGUCCAACACGGGACUCGGACAGCUGCCAUUAGGCUCAAGCGAAAUGCUAAGAAUCUACGUAAGUAGGCCACGAGUGAGGCCGCUACAUUGCAAAUCCCGAACAGUCAUGGCAGCGGAGCAGAAAGUCAGAGUGCCAGAGCAGCGUCACAGGCAAGAAUUGAUCCUGGACAUUGCCAUUUUCAUUGCAAACCAAAUGAUAUUUCGAUCUCUCGAUUGCACAAACGCCUCCACCUGUGCCAUCCCCGCAGUGGUAACAGCUGCUCGCGUCUUCUUUGUCGCUUGCAACACACUACUGCUGGUGGCCUUCUCUGGUCAGUUGAAAACUGCUCGCUCUUUGCCCCAGAACCCUGCAGUUUUGCAGGAUAUUGAAGCUAUGCAGAAGCGGCGGAAGAAGGCCGUGUUGAAGUUUGUCAUCCUUUUGAUGAUUCACGUCACUUUCGGGCUUGUUGCACCUUUGGUCACCAGCUGCUGCAUCAGCAUCGUAGCGCUUCCGUAUUGGUGGGACAAGGAGAACUCAUACUGGCGGAAGUAUGGAGGAGGGCGAAAUAGCCCAUGA
Molecule: messenger RNA, 558 nt
Organism: Durusdinium trenchii
Lineage: Eukaryota; Dinophyceae; Suessiales; Symbiodiniaceae
Source: the annotation of a GenBank genome assembly